Messenger RNA from Pteropus alecto (black flying fox), 942 nucleotides. RefSeq names its product olfactory receptor 1030. Gene Ontology annotation, cellular component: membrane. Lineage: Eukaryota; Metazoa; Chordata; Mammalia; Chiroptera; Pteropodidae. Bases 4 to 942 code for a protein of 312 amino acids. Gene Ontology annotation, molecular function: olfactory receptor activity; odorant binding; G protein-coupled receptor activity. The transcript has a single exon. The record is from RefSeq and is a predicted model, not a curated record. Gene Ontology annotation, biological process: G protein-coupled receptor signaling pathway; sensory perception of smell.
AAAAUGGUCAGAGGAAAUUCCACCUUGGUGACAGAAUUUGUUCUCUUGGGAUUGACAGAUCGUCCAGAACUUCAACCUAUCCUUUUUGUGCUGUUCCUGCUUAUCUACUUGAUCACUGUUGGAGGGAACCUUGGCAUGUUGGUACUGAUCAGAAUAGAUUCACACCUUCACACCCCCAUGUACUUCUUUCUUGCCAGUUUGUCCUGCUUGGAUUUGUGUUAUUCCACUAACGUGACUCCCAAGAUGUUGGUGAACUUCUUAUCAGAAAAGAAAACCAUUUCCUAUGCUGCGUGUUUAGUCCAGUGUUAUUUUUUCAUUGCCAUGGUGAUUACUGAAUAUUACAUACUAGCUGUAAUGGCUUAUGAUAGGUACAUGGCCAUCUGUAACCCUUUGCUUUACAGCAGCAAGAUGUCCAAAGGGAUCUGUAUUCGUCUGAUUGCUGGUCCAUAUGCCUAUGGGUUCCUUAGUGGCCUGAUGGAAACCAUGUGGACAUACCGCUUGACUUUCUGUGGCUCCAAUAUCAUUAAUCACUUCUAUUGUGCUGACCCACCCCUCAUCCAACUCUCCUGCUCUGACAUUUUCAUUAAGGAGAUAUCCAUGUUUGUGGUAGCAGGAUUUAACCUCUCCAACUCUCUCCUCAUAAUCCUCAUCUCCUACGUCUUCAUUCUCAUUGCCAUCCUGAGGAUGCGUUCUGCUGAAGGCAGGCACAAAGCUUUUUCCACCUGUGGGUCCCAUCUGGUGGCAGUGACUAUGUUUUAUGGGACCCUGUUCUGCAUGUAUGUUAGACCUCCCACAGAUAAGUCAGUGGAGCAGUCCAAAAUCAUUGCUGUUUUCUACACUUUUGUAAGCCCUAUGUUGAACCCCAUCAUUUAUAGUUUGAGGAACAAGGAUGUAAAACAAGCCUUUUGGAAAUUGAUCAGAAGAAAUGUACUUUCGAAGUAA